UCUCCUUGCCUCUCUCUCUCUCUCUCUCUCUCUCAAAUGGAAGACCAACAAGGACAAACUCGGGAACCAGAAAUCCACUACUGGGGAAACAUGCCAGAGGAAGAGUACUACAAGCUGAAAGGCAUAGAAGGGUCAAAAUCAUUCUACACGUCGCCAAGAGGCCUAAGUCUGUUCACAAGAUCAUGGCUCCCCAUAUCUUCCUCUCCACGUGGCCUACUCUUUAUGGUUCAUGGAUACGGGAAUGACAUGAACUGGACUUUUCAGUCAACGGCAAUCUUCCUCGCCCAAAUGGGUUUCGCUUGCUUCGCGCUCGACAUGGAAGGCCAUGGCCAAUCUCAAGGGCUGAGGUGUUACGUACCCAACAUCGAUCUCGUCGUGCAGGAUUAUCUCUCUUUCUUCAAUGUCACCAAACAGAACCCAAGAUUUCAUGGGUUGCCCUGUUUUCUCUACGGAGAGUCAAUGGGCGGGGCGAUCUGUCUUCUCAUCCAUUUUGCUGAUCCAAAAGGGUUUAACGGAGCAAUUUUGGUUGCACCCAUGUGUAAAAUCUCUGAUAAUGUAAAACCCAGAUGGCCGAUUCCUCAGGUUUUAACAUUUAUAGCAAGAUUUUUACCUACUCUGGCUAUUGUACCGACGGAAGAUCUGUUAUAUAAAUCCAUCAAAGUUGAAUCAAAGAAGCAGAUAGGGGAGAUGAACCCGCUGAGAUACAGAGGGAAACCGCGAUUAGGGACUGUUGUUGAGCUGCUGAGGGUGACUGAUUUCUUGGGAAGAAGGCUUUGCGAUGUUGAGAUACCAUUUUUGGUAUUACAUGGAAGUGCAGAUGUUGUUACUGAUCCAAACGUGAGCAGAGCUUUGUAUGAGAACGCUAAGAGCCAAGCCAAGAGUAUAAAGAUCUAUGAGGGUAUGAUGCAUUCUCUGCUGUUUGGUGAAACUGAUGAAAACAUUGAAAUUGUUCGUGGAGAUAUUCUGAAUUGGUUGAAUGAUAGAUGUAAAUGAUCGCUGCUUAUUCUCAUUGAUAAUUGAUAUUAUGUUUGAUUA
Messenger RNA from Carica papaya (papaya), 1035 nucleotides. RefSeq names its product alpha/beta-Hydrolases superfamily protein. The record is from RefSeq and is a predicted model, not a curated record. NCBI's taxonomy places the organism in Eukaryota, Viridiplantae, Streptophyta, Magnoliopsida, Brassicales, Caricaceae.